AGGGGGUUGGUGGGGUCUACUAGGAGGAAGAUCUUCAAACGCCAUCGUCUUGCAACCACCACAACACAACAAUUGCUCCAUCUUUCUUUCCCGUGAAUUCACAAAUUCUUUUCUUCCGCUACUCGAUUUUGGAAUUGGACCGUCAAGUACUUCCUCUUGAUUUAUUACCUCGCCAAAAGAUGGAUCGAGUGCAGAGGUUACUGAUCGAGGUUUUAAUCGAGCCCCAAAAGGGGGGCCAAUCAGUUCUCACCACAAUAAAGAUUGCGGUUCUUCCCAUAGCCAAAGUUUUUACCAUGUGCUUUCUUGGCCUUCUUAUGGCUUCCAAGUAUGUGAAUAUUUUGCCUUCUAAUGGCAGAAAGCUCUUGAAUGGGUUGGUCUUCUCACUGCUUCUCCCAUGUUUGAUAUUCUCGCAAUUGGGGCAAGCUAUAACUUUUGAAAAAAUGAUUGAAUGGUGGUUCAUUCCUGUCAAUGUGGUGAUUGCUUCUAUAACAGGAUCCAUUAUAGGUCUUGUUGUUGCGUCCAUUGUCCGACCUCCUUACCCGUACUUCAAGUUUACUAUAGUGCAAAUUGGAAUAGGGAAUAUUGGGAAUGUGCCUCUCGUCUUAAUUGCUGCAUUAUGUCGAGAUAAAUCAAACCCAUUUGGUGACACUGAUAAAUGUUCUCAAGAUGGAAAUGCCUACAUCUCAUUUGGCCAAUGGGUUGGCGCAAUUAUCCUGUACACCUAUGUUUUUCAAAUGCUUGCCCCUCCCCCUGGUGGAUAUGAUGGUGAAGAUGGAAAUAUGCCCUUGAAAAAUUCUGCGAGAAAUAGCCCCAGUGCACUUGCUAGUGAUGCUUCUCCUGAGCGACUUCCCCUGCUUGCUGAGGCAACACCAGUUUAUUCAAAUUCCACCAAUAAAGACAAGGUCAAAGAUUUUCUGAAAUAUAUUUAUGAAAAACUGAAGCUCAAGCAAAUCGUUCAACCACCAAUUAUUGCUUCGGUUGUCGCAAUAUUCAUUGGGUGUGUUCCUUUCUUAAAGAAAUUAAUAUUCACCGCAGAUGCUCCUCUGUACUUUUUUACAGACAGCUGCAUGAUUCUUGGAGAAGCAAUGAUCCCGUGUAUAUUGUUGGCUUUAGGAGGCAACCUUGUCGAUGGGCCAGGGCGAGGGAGCGCAAAAAUUGGUGCCCGGACAACUGCAGCCAUUGUUUUUGGGAGAUUGUGCUUGGUUCCUCCAACUGGACUAGGGGUUGUCAUGUUGGCUGAUAAACUGGGAUUCCUGCCCCCUGGUGACAAAAUGUUCAGAUUCGUGCUCCUACUCCAACACACGAUGCCUACUUCUGUGCUAGCAGGGGCUGUUGCCAAUCUACGAGGAUGUGGAAAGGAGGCUGCUUCCGUCCUGUUUUGGGUUCACAUUUUUGCUGUUUUCUCAAUGGCUGGUUGGAUUAUUCUUUACCUCAACAUAUUAUUUUGAGGUCUACAACUUCGACUAGUUCGUUUACUGCCCCAAUUGCGAGGAUGUAUAUGUAGAGCAGUAGAGGCACAAGUUAUCCCUGUGCAGUGUAAAUGCUUCAUUUUAUUGUACUAUUAAGCAUCCACUUUCUAUUUAAUUAUAUGAUUAAAAUUUCCAAA
Molecule: messenger RNA, 1606 nt
Organism: Salvia splendens (bonfire salvia)
Lineage: Eukaryota; Viridiplantae; Streptophyta; Magnoliopsida; Lamiales; Lamiaceae
Product: protein PIN-LIKES 6
Exons: 11
Coding region: 180-1448 (422 amino acids)
Biological process (GO): endoplasmic reticulum to cytosol auxin transport
Cellular component (GO): membrane
Source: RefSeq, a predicted model, not a curated record